This is a messenger RNA of Nymphalis io (European peacock), 3731 nucleotides long. RefSeq names its product WW domain-containing adapter protein with coiled-coil homolog (gene wcy). Gene Ontology annotation, biological process: positive regulation of TORC1 signaling; regulation of autophagy. The record is from RefSeq and is a predicted model, not a curated record. The transcript has 10 exons. NCBI's taxonomy places the organism in Eukaryota, Metazoa, Arthropoda, Insecta, Lepidoptera, Nymphalidae. Gene Ontology annotation, molecular function: RNA polymerase II complex binding; chromatin binding. Bases 141 to 1685 code for a protein of 514 amino acids. Gene Ontology annotation, cellular component: nucleus.
AUCGACUCUCUCUUGAGUGUCUCUAAUGUGACAUGGCGUCCAUCAAGAUAUAUCACGGCCUCCUGUAAAACUGUUUUAAUGACAGUGGGCUUUUAUUGCAUUUUAUUUCAGAGGCCGUAAUAAAUAGUACAUUUGCAUUGAUGGUAAUGCAUGCAAGGAAACCUCAGCGAAUAAGCGAUGGGUACUUUGACAAGCACCAGACCCAUCCGUAUCAGAAGUACAAUUCCAAGAGAACUGUUAAUGACUACAGUACUUCUGACAACCGCUACACACCACUUAGAUCCCCCAAUGGCAAUGUCUCGGGACAUGGGCAUGGUGGCCAUGCUGGCCACACGGGCCACUCAGGUCAUGGGCACCACCACUACAGUCACAUGGCCGAAGAAAGAGAAUAUAUCACACACACAUCAAGAAACUCCUAUAUCCAAAAAGGUUCUGAAAAGGAGAGAGAUAGAGACUACAAAUCCUCUAGAAAUAAGUAUACAGAUGUCCGAUCCCCUAAGGAGAAACGUAUCAAAGACAGUGAGAGGGAGAAAAAUAAUCAUGAAAGAUGUGAAUCGGAGAAAAAAAGUAGGACUAGUGGCUUGAAUAGUAGUGUUAAUAGAAGUAGUAAAUAUGACAAGAGAAGUGCACCAUGCUCAUCUAGCGUGCCUGCAGGGAGUGAAUGGUCAGAACAUAUUAGUUCAUCAGGAAAGAAGUAUUAUUAUAAUUGUAUCAGUGAAGUGUCACAGUGGGAGAAACCUAGGGAAUGGGAAACAAGAAGAACAUCAUCCAAAGAAACAUAUACAACAAGAAACAAUCGAGAGCGCGAUAAAAGGUCGAGUUCUAGAUCAGGGCGAAGAGAAACGGAGAAGUCAAAUAAAAGGACGAACAGUACUUCAGAAAGAUAUUGGAGCGGCGGCAGGGAAGAGGACAGUCACGAGAGAACAAGGCAGAAGCAUUCGUCGUCGCAACACGAUGGCAAGGAUGGACAAUCAUUACAAGAUAUGGACAUAUCUCCGGACAGGAGCACGCCCCUGUCGGAGAACUCGUACGGCGCAAGGGAGAGCGCGGGCCGCAGCGAUGGCAACGCUGUGCCGCCCGUCGUAGUGCUCGAUAACUCCAACCAACAGAGCGGUUCGUUAUUGGCUGCGGCGUUACCGCGUAUCGUGGGCACGGUGCUGCCGAGCGUGCCCUCGGUGUCGAGCGCGGUGGUGGUCGCAUCCAACAACGGCGGCUCGCCGGGCAGCGGGGGUGACACGCCACACCGGGACGCGGGCCCGCCGACACCGACGCAUUCGGAGAACAUCGACCCUCACGCGCCGCCCAUACAUCUCGAUAAUGCGCUUCCUAGGAAAAUGGAAUGCCUCGGCAGCUAUUCGUCUGUUGUUGGUGGGUCAUUGCAGCACGGUCCGCCGAUGCUAACGCCGUCGCUUGUCAACUACGUGCGGUCGGACCUCACCGCGCACGUGGCCGGCUGGGCUGCUGACAUACUCGAGAAACAGGCCAAUAAGUUUACCGAAGAAGCGUAUCAGCUAGGCUGUCUGCAGUGCACGCGGGUGUCGGCCGAGCUCAAGUGCUCGCGUUCCGUCGUGCGUCACACUGAAAUACAAGCCACACUGCAAGAGCAAAAAAUAAUGUACCUACGUCAACAAAUAUCCCGGCUGGAGGAGCUUAAGUCGCAGAAUUCUUUCAUGUCGGAAGACUAGGGUCCGCGGUGGGGGGCUCCCCCGGCGCCUCCCACCCGCCUUUUCCUCACAUCACCACUCUCGCCCCGAGAAGACGACGCAUAUUAUCCAUUCCGUUAUUUUUCUAUGUAAUGUAGAUCAAAUGACUACUAAUUGUGUUGUGUGAUUCGAUGUUAAAUUAUAAGCAAUCGUUCUCGUGAUCAUACGCCGGGGUUGAUCAAUUUGAACAGUGCGAUUUCUUCUUAUUAGCUAGGCGAUUACCACAGAUUCAAUUAAAAUAAUUCGCUCCGUAAUGAAUAUAAGACAAUUUUCAAGGAAUAAGUGGAAUAUCAUUUAAGUAGGUAGGUUAAGUAGUGCAUAUAUUAUUUGACAAGUGAUCAGUGCACAAUAUGGGCGUAACUUCAAUUUAAUGAAAACAGGAUAUGCAGUGUUGAUAUAAUUGGUAGAGGAACGUGUCUAAGCAGAACGCGGAAAUAAUUUUAUAAGCUUUCUAUUUGUACUAGACAGUUUCAUUGACUUUCGCCUUCAAUGUAAGGGUGCAGUGUUUUGUAUCGUGUUUAUUGUAAAGGUUUAAAUUAUUUAAAACGAUACAUUCGUAGAAAAUUAUCGGAUUUUUUAAAUGAUUGUAUUAAUGACGCGACCGCGAUUUUCACAGCGCGCAACAUGCGGCUGCUGUUUGUUUUUGACCAAUCGAUGUAUAAACUUUGUAAAAAACAAGUAUUGUGUAAUAAUAAUUAUUAAGUAACCAGAACUUCUUGUAGCUUAUGUUAGUUGAUUUUAGUGAAAAAAUCAUAUAAGUCUCAUAAGUCACAUCACAUCUAGCUGCCUGCAUUCACUAUUCUACUUGAACCGGUUUUUUGUUUCAAUACUUUAUCGAUACUAAUAGAAUAACAAUAUUCUUAAGGAUAUUCAUCUAUAAUUAUAUCGGUGAACAGAAAACUAUGUUCAAAAUCAUCUUCCAUGUCGAACUUCAUAUAAUAUUGCUUGCUUUACCUAAAAAAUUCUUCCAGUAGUAAUGCUCGAGCUAUAAUCAUAUUUUUAAGUCUGUAAAUUAUAUAAAUACUGCUUAUACAAGUAAACAGUGUUUAUAUGAUGCUGUUGAACUAUAAAAUAUUUAUAAAAAUGUUGUGAAGCCGUACCUUAAAAAUAUUAUUUAAAUAAUGUGAUUCGUCUUCUAUGAAUGUAAUGUGAAUUCAAAUAGACAACCCAUCUUUAGAUAAUAAUAAAGUAGCAAUAGUUCACUAGAAGUGUUUGCGUAACGACUAGAGUGUGAUGUGUUCAUAAUGAACCCUAAUACAUCAAAAAUCUAAUUUACUUUUAACAUUUGAUAUUGACUGCUGAGCUAAUAAUACGUGGAUAAUAAGUAAUGUUGUAAUUUCGAUUAUCAUUAUAAAAUUAUUAUAAAUACAAUUUUCAUUCUAAAUAUGUUUAAUGAAUAUAUGUUAUUAAUUAUUACAAAAUAAUUGCAAUUAACGAGCGUUUAUCACCGUAACAAAAUAACUACCUCGCAAUUUCAUAGAUUUGUGACGAAGCCAGUGGCUAGAUGUGGUAUGGCCAUAAUUGAUACCAAUCACGAGAUACGCGCUCGGCGAUCGGAGCGCUAACUUCGGAUAGUAGCCACGGGGCGCCACUAACAAUAGCGAUAGGUAGGUAAAAGAACUCCGGUCUAGGUCUUUUUAUUUUUCUAAUAUAGGGAUAUAAUAAAUCGAAUGUACGGCUGAAUUGACAUCAAUACAUGUAAUAUAAUGUCAGAUUAACGGAAGUACUGUGAUACUCAUUGACGUUCACACGUAAUGAUAGCGAGUAAUUGUACUGUGUAAAUAUGUCUUUCUGGAGCAGUGCCUGAGGAGUUAGGUGCUCGCUGUGUUUAUAGAUCUAUAUUUAUAUAAGAAGCCGUGCGGGGCCCGGGGGAUAUCGCUCCGGUGAGGGCUUGGGUCGCCCUAGUCCCGCGGCGGCUCCAUUCACAGCUCGCCUAUCUCAACGUUUCCUUUUCAUAACAUCGUGACAUUGGUUUUCUGAUAAUGUUCGAAAUACAAAGAUUUAACCAGUUUAAAUAAAUCAAUUUCA